Elaeis guineensis (African oil palm) is the source of this 3482-nucleotide messenger RNA. RefSeq names its product G-type lectin S-receptor-like serine/threonine-protein kinase SD3-1. Gene Ontology annotation, molecular function: ATP binding; protein serine/threonine kinase activity. The record is from RefSeq and is a predicted model, not a curated record. NCBI's taxonomy places the organism in Eukaryota, Viridiplantae, Streptophyta, Magnoliopsida, Arecales, Arecaceae. Gene Ontology annotation, biological process: recognition of pollen; protein phosphorylation.
CUAUGCUACCAGACAAGGAAGCCUACUGUUUUCCGAAUAAAUCUCGCUGCUGGUAUCGAUAGCUUUUGGGUUCGGCUACACUGCGAGCGAGCGUUACUUUUUCUCCCCACGCGUUCUCUCCCGUCUUCACCCUCUCUUUUUAUCCACCACCAGUGCCAUCCCAUCUCCCAAGACCCUCCUAAAACUACCACAUCUUUUGAUCCUUCCACUCUGAUCUGUAUCAGUUUUGAUUUCUUUUCACCGAGUGACGACUGUAGGCUGAGACUGAAGCCUUCCUUUCAACACCUCAAAAAACAAAAAUCUUCAUGAAUAUUAAAAAAACGGGAGAAGAAAGAAAGCCUCUCUUUUUCCCUGGAUUUUCCGACCUUCUUUCCUUCUUGAUCCAGAGUCAACUCUUUGAUAUCUGAGUUCAGCGCCUCCAUUUUUUUCCGCCGCCGCAAUUUAUCUCAAGGAGGAGGACGAGGUCGUGGUGGUGGUGGUUGUUAUGCUACUUUCCACACCCACCCAGUUCAGUUCUAGGAUUUUUCAAAUUCAACGAGUAGGUCUGUCUUGGAGGAUAAUUUGCCACCUCUUUCGAGCCACCUCAGUUGCCUAAAUCUCGUCCAAAAGCAAUGAUUCAUGUGAAAAAGAUGAAAAGAAUUCGCCCCUCUCGCAAUCUACAAUCAUCCUUUCGCCGUUCGAAGGCCGACUUCUUGAGCUUUAGUUACUCCUAGCCAUCAUCAUCUAUCUAUAAUUUAAAGGAGUCCGUUCUCUCAACUCCAGCUUUUCCUACUACUUCCAAGUUCCAAACCACAUUGGUUAGAGAUGCGCAAGCAUCAAGUAUUUUGGUUCCCCAUCAUCUUCUGUUCCAUUGCCUUCUUUCAUACCGAAGCUUUGCGAAUUCCUCUUGGUUCCAAGCUCUCGGUUGCAAACCAUGAGGACUGGAUCUCCCCCAAUGGAAACUUCGCAUUCGGGUUCUUCAACCGCUCCGAUCAGCCCAACCGAUUCGGAGUUGGCAUUCGUUUCAACUCGAUAUCGAUCCCGCUCUCCGAGCAAGCCUUUGUCUGGGUUGCUGGGGCUCAUGUUUCCGUUGGAUAUGAUUCAUUUCUUCAACUCACUGAGGCUGGAGAUCUUGUUCUCUUCGACCCUUCCAAUGGAGCUGCGGUCUGGAGGAGCAACACUCGCAAUUCCUCUGUUGCUUGGGCCAGUCUCCGCGACGACGGAAAUCUCGUUCUCUUGAAUACACACCAAGAUGUUGUUUGGCAGAGCUUUGAUACUCCUUCAGACACACUUCUUCCAGGUCAGAACCUCACCUUCUUCAAGACGCUCCGGGCGGCCAGCUCGAAUUUUGUCUCAAGUUACUACAGUCUGUUGAUGGAUGCUUUAGGCCAGCUGAGACUUAGCUGGGAGACUAACGUCGCUUACUGGAAGACUGGAGCUACUUCCUCAGAACCGAUACUCGCGGCUGUCUUCACCAGAGAAGGAGCAUUUCAGCUUCUCGACAUGAGAUCGAGGCCGGUUUGGUCGAGUUUCGGAGAUGAUCAUAAUGAUUCCUCUGUGAAUUUUCGGUUUCUGAGGCUGGAUUCCGAUGGAAAUCUUCGAAUGUACUCGUGGACUAGUGGUUCCAACUCAUGGAGGAAGGUGUGGCAAGCCGUGGAGAAUCAGUGUGAUGUCUUUGCCACUUGCGGCUUGUCCGGCAUUUGCGCUCUCACUCCAUCGGGGGAUACAACUUGCGAGUGCCCAUUUGGUGGAUUAAGCUCCAAUUCUAACUUCAACUGUUUGGUUCCGGAUAAUCAAACAUGCGACACUGGAUCGACUGUGAUCACACUUAAGCACACAUUCUUAUAUGGAAUUUACCCACCUGAAGAUUUUAUCACUCGGUCUAGCAUCGAGCUGUGCAAGAAUUCAUGUUUGCAGGAUCCUCGCUGCACAUCGGUGACAGUUACUAAUGAUGGUAAGGCUCAGUGCAGAAUGAAAAGAACUCGGUUCGUAACAGGUCAUGAGCAUCCCUCUUUGACAUCCAUUUCUUUUGUAAAGGUCUGCAUCGACCCAUUUCCUGCGGUACCUGGAAAAGUUCAUGCACCUUCUCCUUCUUCUGCGCCGCCUUCGCCAAAACGAUCAUCCAGACUGCACAUUUCCUCUGCUGUUGUGCUGGCUGCCGGCGCACUUAUUGUCUUUUUGGUACUCCAAAUUGGUGCAUUUCUUUGCUUCUUGAGGAGAAGGAAAGCAAUGAAGAGCCUAGGAGCUGCGAGGUAUCCAUGUCAGAGUUCGGUUGGUUUGAUCUCAUUAUCCUACUCAGAGCUGAAAGAUAUAACCAGUGACUUCAAGCACCGGAUUGGGUUGAAUCUGCACAAGGGUGUGCUUCCGAUCGACCAGGUGGUUGUGGUCAAGGAGUUGAAAUACGACGCCGAAUGCGGGGAAAACAUAGGAGAGAAGCAGUUCAAGUCUUGGAUUUUCACUUUGGGAGGCAUACACCAUAAGAACUUAGUCAGGUUGUUGGCAUAUAGUUGCAAUUCCGGCAGAAGAUUUUUAGUGUAUGAGUUUAUUAAGAAUGCUUCAGUUGAUAAAUGGCUAGAAGAUGCUAAACUAAGCAGGAGGCUAACUUGGAGGAGGAGGAUGGAUAUAUGUGUGGGAGUGGCUAGAGGAUUGGCUUACUUGCAUUCUGGGUGCAGGGAGUUUGUCAGCCAUGGGAACCUGAAAUGGGAGAAUGUGCUUCUGAAUGAAGAGUUGGAAGCAAAGGUGACUGAAUUUGGUGUGGCAGCAGUCAGAGGUAAUGUUAGCCAAGAUAGCCAGCAGGCUGAAGUGGAUGUGGCGAGGUUUGGGGAAAUGAUUGUGAUCAUGGUGAGUGGCCAACAAGGAGGGGUAGAUAUGUGUAGUUGGGCUUACAAGGAGUGGAUGGAGGGAUGUGCAGCGAGGGUGGUGGAUUCAAGGAUUGGAGGGAAGUUUAAUGUAGAAGAGGUGGAACGCAUGUUGAGGGUUGCAUUUUGGUGCAUCCAAGCUGAUGCAAGGCUGAGACCAAUGAUGGGUGAAGUACUGAAAGUGUUGGAAGGUACACUAUCUGUCGAUCCUCCGCCACCUCCGUACCCUUGCUUGAAGCCCUUGGAGGAAUCACAUUCUAUACAAUAGGUCUGAUCCUAUAAAUAAUUGACAGGUUUAUGUGGGAUUCAUAAUUCAGAAACUACAUCUUGAUUAGCUUGGCUCAAUCCAAGUUUGACAGCAUGGCAAAGGAUUAGAAUGUUAGCAAUGAGGAUAAGCAUGUCAUUUUAUGAAUGUAUAGAAGCUUGAGGGAGGGAGAGGGGUGGGUGGUAUUGUUAAUGGUAGGCAAGCAAUAGCAGGGAUAAAGUUGGCAUAGGAGAAUUUCCUGUCAGCCCACCUGCUAGUACUCAAAGAGUGCUGUUUCAACUUUCAAGAUGUAAUUUUGUUUUCAAUUUCACAUAUUUCUUAUCACAUAGUUGAUAUGAAUUGUUUUAAUCUGAAUGAGUAAUUCUUUGUUAUGUUCCAUA